Molecule: messenger RNA, 3329 nt
Organism: Odocoileus virginianus texanus
Lineage: Eukaryota; Metazoa; Chordata; Mammalia; Artiodactyla; Cervidae
Source: RefSeq, a predicted model, not a curated record
GGAGCCCCGGGGACCCGCGCGGGCCCCAGCAUCCAGGCCUAACGUGCUCUCCCCGGUUCUGCGCCCCUGCCCGCCCGCCCGCACAGGUGCCGCCGCCGGACGGGACUCUAAGAUGAAGUUAUGGGAUGUUGUGGCUGUCUGCCUGGUGCUGCUCCACACCGCGUCCGCCUUCCCGCUGCCCGCCGCAAAUAUGCCAGAGGACUACCCUGAUCAGUUUGAUGAUGUCAUGGAUUUUAUUCAAGCUACCAUUAGAAGACUGAAGAGGUCACCAGAUAAACAAUUGGCCGUGCUUCCUCGGAGAGAGCGGCACCGGCAGGCGGCAGCCGCCAGCCCGGAGAAUGCCAGAGGGAAAGGCCGGCGCGGCCAGAGGGGCCGAAAUCGGGGCUGCGUGCUCACCGCCGUGCAUCUAAACGUCACUGACUUGGGUUUGGGCUACGAAACCAAGGAGGAACUCAUUUUCAGGUACUGCAGCGGCUCUUGCGAUGCAGCCGAAACAAUGUACGACAAAAUAUUAAAAAACUUAUCCAAAAGUAGAAGGCUGGUGAGUGACAAAGUCGGGCAGGCAUGUUGCAGACCCAUCGCCUUUGAUGACGACCUGUCCUUUUUAGAUGAUAACCUGGUUUACCAUAUUCUAAGAAAGCAUUCCGCUAAAAGGUGUGGAUGUAUCUGACUCCGGCUCCAGAGACCGCUGUGUAUUGCAUUCCUGCUACAGUGCAAAGAAAGGGACCAAGGUUCCCAGAAAAUGUUUGCCCAGAGUGGAAGAUGAGGACCAAGGAGGCGGAGGAGGAGGAAGUGGAGGCGGAGGAGGAGGAAGGCAGCCGUUGUGGGAGCCUGGUGGAGGGAGAUCCAGCUGCAAAAAACUGGACAGGAGAGAGAAAAAAAACAGCCGUCCGCGUUCUUCCGGACGGCCGCUGACGUCACCGGAAGCUCAGGGCUGGUGUCCCUGGUUGGGUGUUGCCAUCUUUUCAUCUGAUACAGUCCACCGCCAUGGGUCACGGGCGCAGCCGCGGAUGCACUUGAAACCAAACCAGUGUAUCUCCUGUGGUUUGCUUUCACAUGUCUAGAGACACCAGGGAAACGGUCCUCCUGGUGUCAUUCCUUGUCAUUACGUUUUACUGCUGAAAGCAAGAAAGGUUUAUUUUACUGUCACUCAGUGGAGACAUACCCCGGAAAGGAGGGGAAAAAAAAAAAUCAAAGACCCAGGAGAGAUAGUAACCUUUGCUUUAAAGGUUCAGGCCUGAGGUUUACUCCAACCAGCAUUUUGGGGAACGGUGGGUGAUUGAUUUCAAACAUGGUGUGUGGGGUGGGAAGAAGUUGGCUAGGAACCAAAAAGGCUGUCCUCAUGACUAAAACCAAACCUGAAGGUAUUUCCUUUCUGCCCUUGGAAACAGGAAACCAGUGUGGUUUUUCGGCAGCAUUCUUGCAGGAGAGCGUGCGGGAAGGCCCCCAGCUGCACCGGGGCGGGGAGGCCGCUGGGCUGUAGGUUUACAGAGAGACAGAUGUUACAUACACCCCAGCUCCGUUAUGCGUGGUCACCAGUGACCAGAGAAGCUACUCGAUGCAAUGCAUCUGUUUCAGAUACAGAAAUAUAGAGAAGAUAUUUAUUGAGAAUUAAGUUAUUGUUAUUUAUUACCGUUCACUAAUGAGUUUCUCUUUUUUUCCCUUAUUUAUUAAAGUUUGUUUUCAAAGGUGCCAAAGUAUAUGUGCUCGCAAAAUGCAAAGGAAGGUGGCAAAGGAAAUUUUAAUUGGGAUCAAGGGUCCAUGCUUUUCAAAGUAUUAAAAAGAUUUUCGCUAGGCAAAAAUCACUUACUUUACCUUUUUAAGAAAAGCCCUUAUGUGAUUCCAUCCCCCCUCUCCCCACUGGGUCUCAGCAUCUUACCUGUUUUUAUAGUUUAGAGAAGGAACAUGUCAGAAGGAACAUUUCUGAUGGACCUUCCUUUUCAGGAGCAGCGCAUGGAGACCAUGGCAUUUGCCCUCAUUUCUACACGGUUCCCUGUCCCAACAGACAGACCGUGUGCUCCAUUUCCUGCGGUGUUUAAGCUCUCACCCUCCCCUCCACAUGUAUCUAUCUGUGAUAUGCAUAACCAUAUAUGUCAAAGGUUAAAGUCCCUUUAAUAGGUGGUGCUGGACUCACUGUGGACCUCAGUGUAACAGUUCUGUCAGGUAGCCGGGGUUCUGCCCUGAUAGUGGAGACACUUCCCCUAUCCUUCCAUCCAUCCACCGCCUUCUUGAGAAACACAUCUAGGCCCAGCACAGCCAAGGAGCGCUGCGGGCCUUCUGGAAGUGGGGUCAGCUUGGUUGCCAUACAAGCCACCAAGGGCUACCCCCAUACACCUGACUCCUUCUCAGAAGGUGGCCGGGAAGGGUGGACGUGGAAGACGGGCCCUGGCCCAGCCUCGGCACACCUGCCCCACUGCGUGGAUGCUGAAAGCCUUUGACAGGGCAAGGACAUAGGGUGAGAAAAACUAUCUCAGCGACCAGGUCAUGGAUUUGUCUGGUCACUGCCCCCCUGCUCAAUGAACUGGGCCCUAUUUUAAGAGCUUGUGACCUAUCUCAUAAAAGGGAUUUUUAUCAAAGGGAUUAUCUAUCACUACAUCACUGCCUUAGUGGCUAUUAGCUCCAAAGUAGUACAGAUUUGGCAAAUAAAUAGCCUACUGGCCUCCCUCAAAUAAUCAUAUUAAUUUUACAAAGUAAUCCAAGAAGCAGCAGUUUCCAGACAUCCCUCUGCCACCCCCACCCCCAAGGACCCAAGCUGCCCAGCACUCUGCCCUCUGUCCUUUCUGCUCCCCUUGUAGGACUCGGAAAUAGAGGAAAAGGGCCUGCCUCUCACCCUCUCUUGGGGCCCGAGCAGGGGAACUUGCUGAGGAGUGGCCUGCUCAAAAUAGGGACAGGUCGAGGCGACCGGUCGUUCAUGAAGUGCAAUUUGAUGCAGUCCCAGAUCAUCUGUCCAAUUCAGAGAGUCCUGGCAGGUCUGGUGGCCAGCGUCCCCAGGGGUCAGCCUCGGCCCCAGCUCCCUGUGGAGAGUCUCUGCCCACAGGGGUGGUAGGAUUCAACGGAUGCUGACAGCUCCUUCCCAGCAUCGCCUACACACCAUAAGCAGGUUUUCACUGAAGCUACUUGCUCCGCCAAAGCCACAAAAGGGUAAAGUUUGUGAUUUUUCUUUAUUGUUGCGAUUACCAUCUGAUCCAGUAAGGAGUGCACUUCUUUGGAAGUUCUGACUUCUCUGAUCUGUCUCAGUCGUUUGUGUUAUACAACCAAAGUUCUCUACAGACUUUAUUUUUGUACAAUAUUAUUUUGUAACUUUUUACAAAUAAAAACUCAUUUCUAUU